AAAGAUUUAGAGGGUCAUGGGGCAGCCGGCCUCACCGGAAACCGUCUGGGGGCCUCAUCGCCCAGCCUGACCCAGCACCUGGGCUGCUAUCCCUCCCCUCACAGCCCCCCGGGGCCCACUGUGUAGAUGUCCCCUGCUCCCUUCCCGGGGCCUCUUGACUCUGAAGAAAGGGCUCGUGAGAAGGGAAGUGAAACCUGUGGUUCCACACGCCUAGGAGCCCCUCAACUGUCUUUCCUGUGACAGACUCUGAGUCCGGCAGCCUUUGGUCAGCUUAGCUCAGCCCUCUGUCUGAUCAAUGACCCCAGGUUUCUUUGAACGGUGGCACCUUGGCCUUUUUCUCAGAAUAGCUGCCAAAGUGGAAUGGAAUGGAAAGAAGACUGUGGAAUGGGAAGUGGAUUGGACGAACAGGAGGCCUGGCUCCAAGGGCGCCCUGCCCAGCUAGCCAUGGGACUCUGAGCUCCUCCCCGCGCCUCUCUGGAGUCCAGGGAGGAAGUCCCAGAGGGCACCGAUGCCAGGCCGGACAUUACACCUGCCCCCCUACCCACGCCCCCCGCCGCCGAAUCAUGACUCUUCUGCUGUCUUGGGUGUCAGGUUUUCUACUGGAGGUUGGGGUCAGAGCUGGGGGAAAGAGCAGGCCAGGCCCCUGGAGGAAGGCAAGGCUGGAAUCUCACAGGUUCCGAGGCUUCAUCCUGCUGCUCACGUUCUUCAUCUACACCUGUUACCACAUGUCCAGGAAGCCCAUCAGCGUUAUCAAGAGCCGUCUGCACCAGAACUGCUCGGAGCUGGUCAAGCCCGUCAAUGACAGCCACAGUCUCAAUGACACGACGUGGUGUGACUGGGCUCCAUUUGAUAAGAACAACUACAAGGAGUUACUGGGGGCCGUGGACAAUGCCUUCCUUGUGGCCUAUGCCAUCGGCAUGUUCAUCAGUGGGAUUUUUGGGGAGCGGCUCCCCCUCCGUUACUACCUUUCAGCUGGAAUGCUGCUCAGUGGCCUUUUCACCUCGCUCUUUGGCCUGGGAUAUUUCUGGAAGAUCCACAUGCUCUGGUACUUUGUGCUCAUCCAGAUCUGCAAUGGACUUGCCCAGACCACAGGCUGGCCCUCUGUGGUUACCUGCGUUGGCAACUGGUUCGGGAAGGGAAAGCGGGGCCUCAUCAUGGGCAUCUGGAACUCACACACAUCCGUGGGCAACAUCCUGGGCUCCCUGAUCGCUGGUGUCUGGGUGAAUGAGCAGUGGGGCCUGUCGUUUGUGGUGCCUGGCGUCAUCACAGCCGCCAUGGGUGUCAUCACCUUCUUCUUUCUCAUCGAAUACCCAGAAGAUGUGGACUGCACGGCUCCCCAGCACCACACGAGUGAUGGGCUGGAACAGAACCAGGACUACGCUGAGGACCUUGGCAACGAUCCCUGCACUAACAAGGAGAGCAGCCUGGAGAGCGCGGCCAGGUGCUCCAGGGAGCCAAGCGUGCAGCCCGCUGCCAUCAGCUUCCUGGGGGCGCUCCGGAUCCCGGGUGUGGUCGAGUUCUCCUUGUGUCUGCUCUUUGCCAAGCUGGUCAGCUACACCUUCCUCUACUGGCUGCCCCUCUACAUCUUCAACGUGGCUCACUUCAGUGCCAAACAGGCUGGGGACCUGUCUACCCUCUUCGAUGUUGGUGGCAUCAUGGGCGGCAUCAUGGCGGGGCUCAUCUCCGACUACACCAAUGGCAGGGCCACCACCUGCUGCAUCAUGCUGAUCCUGGCCGCCCCCAUGAUGUUCCUGUAUAACUACAUUGGUCAGAACGGGAUUACCAACUCCAUAGUAAUGCUGAUCAUCUGUGGGGCCCUGGUCAACGGCCCUUACGCGCUCAUCACCACUGCGGUCUCUGCUGACCUGGGAACUCAUCAGAGCCUGAAGGGCAAUGCAAAGGCGCUCUCCACGGUCACGGCCAUCAUCGACGGCACAGGGUCCAUAGGUGCGGCCCUGGGGCCUCUGCUGGCCGGGCUGAUUUCCCCCACGGGCUGGAACAAUGUCUUCUACAUGCUCAUCUCCGCCGACAUUCUGGCCUGCUUGCUCCUCUGCCGGUUGGUGUACAAAGAGAUCGUAGCCUGGAAGUCAUCCCUGAGCAGAGACAGAAGGUAUAAAGAGAUAUGAAACCCUGUUUGGAAGAGAAGCACGGAGGGUCCCAGCUGAUUCCAAAGUGCUCCCCCGACCCCCGCACGGGGGGCAACACAAUGGAACCUGCCACAGAGGGGCUGACAGGACCGCUGGGGGGCUGGGAGGUUCUCCAUGGGAAGGGACUGCCAACAUGAGGAAUGCAGGACUCAUGGCCCUGAGCUCUGGAAGCUGCAAGCAGAAGUGGGAAUCAGAGCUGAGUGGUGUCUCCAGCUCAGUAAGGGAAGGACAUGCUCAGACUCUUGCUUGUUCAGAUUCCAAGACAGAAGGCAGGGGCUUGAUAUGGGCCAAGACCCGGCAAUGAUGUGUCUCUCCUUCCCAUGUGGAAUUUGCACCUCAGUGAUCAGCCUGUACCUAUCGGUGCAUUUCUGACCCUAUUUCUGAGCCGCCCAGCCUCACUUCCUUCCUUUGCCCAUGAGCCAGUUUUCUCGUGUAUUUCCCAUGUUGGAACCUCCUCUACCCUGCACUGGAUCCUCUUUCUGACUCCUGACCCGAGUCAAUUAAAGUGUUAUCACUGUAUCCUCCAGGGCCAGGACCAGGGAGAGGCAAGGGAGGUGCCUACGGGAUGAAUGUUACGUUAGGGAGGCAUCACUCUUGGGCCUGGGGCUGGGAUGCCCCGGAGCGCGAGGGCCUCCCUGGCCCCAGUCUCAUCCCAGCCUUCUGUGUCCCCAGGACAGUGCCGGGAGCGGGGCAGGCCUGACUAAAACCACACGUGCCAGUGAUGACCGAGCUCUCACUGCACGCUAGCCCUCCUCUGGGAACGGGGUAGAUAGUGGGCACGGAGGAAGGACUUAGCCCUGAGCACAGGCCCCGGGGUGAUGAGCCUAGCGAGAAGAAAGGCCACUUGGCUCCUGCAGGCCCGAGUUCCGUGGUCAGUGGCCCGGAGCUCUCUGCGGCCUGCCUCUUCUGCCCCGUGUUCCUGCCGUCCUUCUCCUGGCCUCCCCGGAUCCCAGAGUGUGGCAUGCCAGGCUAGCUCUUGGCACUUCUCUCUGAGCUCUGAAGCUGCCCGUCAGCACAAUACAGAUGCUUCCAGCCA
Messenger RNA from Ailuropoda melanoleuca (giant panda), 3183 nucleotides. It is a transcript of the gene SLC37A2, whose product is annotated as solute carrier family 37 member 2. Lineage: Eukaryota; Metazoa; Chordata; Mammalia; Carnivora; Ursidae. Gene Ontology annotation, biological process: phosphate ion transmembrane transport; glucose-6-phosphate transport. Gene Ontology annotation, molecular function: glucose 6-phosphate:phosphate antiporter activity. The coding region runs from base 366 to 2126 and encodes 586 amino acids. Gene Ontology annotation, cellular component: endoplasmic reticulum membrane. The record is from RefSeq and is a predicted model, not a curated record. The transcript has 18 exons.